Messenger RNA from Zophobas morio, 1020 nucleotides. RefSeq names its product mitochondrial substrate carrier family protein N-like. Bases 82 to 1020 code for a protein of 312 amino acids. Gene Ontology annotation, cellular component: mitochondrial inner membrane. Gene Ontology annotation, biological process: mitochondrial phosphate ion transmembrane transport. The transcript has 9 exons. NCBI's taxonomy places the organism in Eukaryota, Metazoa, Arthropoda, Insecta, Coleoptera, Tenebrionidae. The record is from RefSeq and is a predicted model, not a curated record. Gene Ontology annotation, molecular function: phosphate transmembrane transporter activity.
GAUAAUUUAAGCGUUUGAAUUGUGCCUUGCCUGUUUACCAUACUUUUUUCUUUAUUUGCAAGCUUAAUAUCUCUACAGAUCAUGCCCGAACAAAAGAAAUAUACAACCCUUUAUUUUGCUAAAGGGGCUUUAUCAGGAGGAAUUUGUUGUUCCAUAACCCACGGAGCUCUUUGCCCUGUAGAUGUCAUAAAAACCAGAAUUCAACUCCAUCCCGGAAUUUAUGACGGUCUUUAUGAUGGUUUCAAGAAAAUAAUAAAAACAAAUGGGAUAAAAGAUUUAGCUACUGGCCUGGGCCCCACAGCCUUUGGAUAUUUUAUGCAAGGAUGUUUUAAAUUUGGAGGUAUAGAAUUUUUCAAAGUCAAAAUGGCCCAAAGUCUAGGAGUUGACAAAGCGUGGGAAUACAGGGUACCCAUAUACCUCUCGGCCUCUGCUUGCGCUGAAUUUAUUGCCGAUAUAUUUUUGUGUCCCAUGGAAACAGCUCGUAUUCGCCAGGUGUCCAAUCCGGAGUAUGCUUCCGGCGUCGCUAAUGCCUUUAUAAAAAUUCUUAGAGAAGAAGGACUCAUUCGAGGCUUUUAUUCUGGGUUCUAUCCUCUUCUUCUUAAGCAAAUCCCCUACACGAUGGCAAAAUUCACCGUUCAAGGAUUGGCUGCUGAGCAAAUUGUGCUCGCCAUUGGCACGAAGCCGUCCGAUAUGACCGAAGGAGGGAAGAUGGCGCUUGCACUCUCGUCUGGGGUCUUGGCAGGCGUAGCGGCUGCUAUCAUAUCCCAUCCGGCCGACACUCUUCUCUCGCUCAUUAACAAAGACAAAGGCGCCGGCGGAGAGGGAUCGAUCAACACUCGCUUGGUUCGAAUAGCACGUGACAUUGGCUUUAAAAAGCUUUGCAUCACGGGAUUGGGGCCUCGUUGUGUUAUGUUUGGCGCUCUGACAGCAGCGCAGUUUGCUAUAUUCGAUACUGUCAUGUCCUUAACUGGAGCUGAAAAAUUUAACUUUGUAGAGCCCCAAACUUUGAAAAAAGUGUAA